Molecule: messenger RNA, 2315 nt
Organism: Pecten maximus
Lineage: Eukaryota; Metazoa; Mollusca; Bivalvia; Pectinida; Pectinidae
Product: pre-rRNA-processing protein TSR2 homolog
Exons: 6
Coding region: 44-610 (188 amino acids)
Biological process (GO): maturation of SSU-rRNA from tricistronic rRNA transcript (SSU-rRNA, 5.8S rRNA, LSU-rRNA)
Cellular component (GO): nucleus
Source: RefSeq, a predicted model, not a curated record
UCGGAACACCUUUGGUAUUUUCCAUAUGUGAUAUUCGAUAAAGAUGGCAGCCUCUACUGAAAACACGUUGUUCCAGGUUGCUGUGCAGAGAGUACUUGAUAGUUGGACUGUAUUGCAGCUGGCUGUAAGUCACGGUUUUGGUGGAGCAGAUAGUCGAGAGAAAGCCCAGUGGAUGGUGUAUGCAAUUGACCAGUGGUUCAAGGAAAAUAAAAACAUUGAGACCUACGAAUUAGAAAACUUUUUGGAGGAUGUAAUGAACCACGAGUUUGACACGAUUAUAGAUGAUGGAAGUCUGCCUAGAAUAUCUACCCUUGUGUGUGGACUGUACUUUCUGAGCUGUGAGGGUAGGGUAGAAGAACUACAGGAGAAAAUACAGUCCCUUCCCCGUGCUCAGUUACACGGGUGUGUGGGUGCUCCCACUCAAGGGGAAGACGAGGAUGAUGAAGAUGCUGAUGAUGAUACCAUGGAUACAGGAGGGGCUAGUGCACCUCCUCCUCCAGAACCUACCUCACAGUCAGGAGAGGGCAGUGGGACGGGGUCUCAGCCAGGAGAUCCAAUGGAGGAAGAGGAGGAUGGUUGGCAAGUUGUAAGGAAAGGAAAACGGCGAUGAAAAUAAAACACUAAGUGCAAUAUGCCAGAGUCGGCUAUCCUCCUGUCAGAUGGGAUGAUCUUCUGGGUCAGUAGAGUCGGUCAUCGUCAUGUCACUUUGAUCAGACGGGUCAGUUGAUUAUACACCAGCCCCAAAUGGUUCAGCAGCUCAGAAAUCAUGAUAUCAUUCUCGUCUUCAUCAUGUGCUUUGUGCCUGUUAAAAUCCGCAUGAAAGACAUACAUGAAAGUAAGAUUCCGCAGGAAAGACAACAGACAGUUCAGAUUAAGGAAUAAACUGUUGUUAGACCUUUUGUGUACAAGAAGAGUGGUGUGUGCUUUAUACAUGUACAUCAUAUCAUUAUUUGUAACAUCCAGACAUUAUUGUCAGUUUACUGUAAAAUAUGACACAAGAUAAUGUGAGUUUCACUACAAACCUAUACACCAGUCUUGGGCUCAGAUGAUUUAUAGAGCACACUGGCCUUACUGUAAAAUGUUUUAAACUUACCAUCAAACUGCUGACAGGGAAUUGUAUAAUUCCAUCAGUGAAAAUGUAUGCAUCUCUGUAUCAAUAAACCUCCAACCGACUCUCUCAAACACUAACAUCCAGUGGAGACCAGGAUUCACAUGUGGAUGGUUGUCAAGGUUUUGUGGCAUGUUCAUCAAUAUUAAUGUAGCUGCUGCAAUUCCUUCUGAGUGAAUCAUUUUAUUCUAGCAUUUCCAUGGGAUGUUGACAGUCCGCUUCACAUGGUUUAACUUUCAUUAUCAUUGAUAACAGAAUUCAUUGAGACUGUACCAACACAGUACUUAAAUGUGACCCUUGAGGUAUAACAGUUUACCAGUACAAUACUAUGUGUAUAAUAUAAAUUAUUAAAGUAGUAAAUGUAUUAGGAAAUUUCACAAAUAUGUUUAAUUAAUGAGUGAAACUUAUUAAAACAGGCCUAAGAUAAGUUUAUUAAAGAGAUCUUAUACAAGGCACUCCUGAUGGAGAGCUGGUCAAAUUCCAUGAAAAAUUUACUUCAUGGUUAUAUCCACAUUAAUUGUCUUAAACUCUUUGUAAUCAGUUAUGAAAACGAACUUUCAACCCAUUGAUAGAUUAAACUUGAAACUUUUCUGUUUAGAUGGAAUGCAUUGUGUAUUGUUGAAAGAAGUAUCAAUUUGUAUUCAUUAUACAUACACAUUAUAAGCUGUUGUAAUUUAUGAUUUUUAUAUAUGAAUUUAGAAAUGGUAAUUAAAUACCAUUUUCAUUGUAUCAGUGAAUGAAUUGUUUUUUGUUUUUUUUUUCAUUCAUGGAUUCAUUUUUUUUAAUUUGUAAGUGUUGACAUACAUAUAUUAACAUUUUUAACAAAUUUUUAAGUGCCGACAUCAAAUCGGUCUUUAUAAAUGGGUUACUGGUAUACCAGAAAAAUGACAUAAAAGUUUCUGUAGUAAACAUUUAUUUUAAUGCUUUGCAGUAGAAACAUUUUUUUUAAACUUCAAAAUUUAUUUUUAAUCUUUGAGGUUAAAGUUUGCCUCAUGGAUCAACACUAAUUAUACAUAGCUGUCAAAGCAUCGGACAAUUUUAUUAACAUUCCUCUCAUAGACAAGGUUUACUCAACACUCAUCAGUAAACGAUGAUAUAUACAAAGUUACAGGGGCUAUUUUGUUAUUUUGUUACAUAUUCAAUUAGAAACUGUUGCAUCAACUUUGAAAAUCUGCAGUACAACAGAAUAAAACUACAGCACACCUAA